Eublepharis macularius is the source of this 2117-nucleotide messenger RNA. Its product is annotated as zinc finger and SCAN domain-containing protein 23-like. Gene Ontology annotation, biological process: regulation of transcription by RNA polymerase II. Gene Ontology annotation, molecular function: RNA polymerase II cis-regulatory region sequence-specific DNA binding; DNA-binding transcription factor activity, RNA polymerase II-specific. The transcript has 5 exons. NCBI's taxonomy places the organism in Eukaryota, Metazoa, Chordata, Lepidosauria, Squamata, Eublepharidae. The record is from RefSeq and is a predicted model, not a curated record. The coding region runs from base 310 to 1857 and encodes 515 amino acids.
CUGCAAUCUGAGCUCCUUCCUGCUCCGCCCUGACCUAACUCCUGUAGUACAAGUUUCCAGCCAUGCUCUUCACAGCGGCUGGCAGCUGGAGGCACAAAAGGCACAAGAGUAAAAAUUGCACAAGUGACUCUUCUGAGCAUGUUACCAGAUUGUAAGGAAGUGAGCCCAGAGCAGUGACAUGCAGAGCUGCAAUGAACAGCCACCUCUGAAGGUAUUAUGAACUUUAUCAGUUGAGGGAAGGGCUGGAGAAAUCAUUUUGGAGCUCCAAGUGUCGAGAAGAUUCCAGUUUAGACUAACCUCCAUGAUCUCAUGGAAAACAAAAUGGCUGCUGAACUGCUUGUCCAAGGUCUCUCCUUCCAAGCUCAACUAGAGCACAACAUUGAAAGAGAAGAGCAAGUGCAAGCAGGCCUCCACUGCGGGAAGGUGGAAAGGGCAGUCUUUCUUGACGAGCUUUUGGGGUUGGGGUUACCACAAGCUGUGAAUGAGGAACAUACCAAAAGGGUAGCACUUCAGAACUGGGAAGCCCAACAGACAAAAGCGCCACAAAUCCCCAUCACCCCAGCUUGGAACAACUUUCAGCCACCUCUGUUAACCCAACAGGAUGAUAUUGAGGCUUACUUGGGCACCUUUGAGCGUGUGGCUGAGGCCUGUCAAUGGCCUCGGGAAGAGUGGGUGACCCGGCUUGCACCAGCCCUCAAUGGAAACUUCCAACAGGUCACACAUGUCCUGAAUGCCUGUGAUGUAAAGGACUAUGAGGCACUGAAAGAGGCCAUCUUGAAAACACAUAAUAUCACUGCUGAGACAUGGCGCCAGCGCUUCAGGCAGUUCUGCUACCCAGAGGCCAAGCGUCCACUGGAGGUUUGUGGUCAGCUCCGGGAACUUUGUUACCAAUGGUUGAGGCCAGACACACACACAAAAGAGCAGAUCCUGGACCUCCUGAUUCUGGAACAGUUUCUGACCAUCUUGCCAAAGGAAACCCAGAGCUGGGUCAGGGGUCAAGGCCCUGAAACAUGUACCCAGGCAGUAACCCUGCUAGAGGUUUUCCUGCUGAAGCAACAAGAGGCCAAAAGAUGGGAAGGACAGGAGCUAGUCACAAAUUCACAUGAAAAACAGCCAGAUGUAUCCGGAUCUGCUUGCCAAGAAGAUGGACAAGAGAGUGGGGUUGAUAGCAGCUUGCAAGAUGUUGGAAUGAUUCCCAGUGAAAAAGGGGUGCAGACUCCCUUGAAGGAUAAGACAGAUGAACCACAAAGGAGCUUGCAAGCUGUACACAUGGGUGAUCUUGUACAGAAUCGUGGCCAGGGGAGAAUGGGGGAUGGCCAGGUCAGAGCAGCAAAUGAUCAAAACAGACUUCCAUCAACAAUGGACAAAAACAUUUCUGCAGCUUAUCAUGAUCUAGGACACCACAAGAUUCAAGAUACUGGUGUGGGCACAGGAACAAAAUCAAGUAUAACUAGACAGCUCAGCAAGAACUUCGGCAGGCAAGCAGAACUUUUCAGAGACAAGAGAAUGCACCCUGGGGAUAAACCGUAUCAGUGCACUAAGUGCAGGAGGAGAUUCAGCGAAAGCACAGCUCUUCACCAGCAUCUCAAAAGCCACUCUGCUGAGAAACGAUACCAGUGUACUGAGUGCGAGAUGCGCUUCCGGCAGAGCUCAGACCUCAUCAAACAUCAGAGAAUCCACACAGGGGAGAAGCCAUACCAGUGUCAGGAGUGUGGGAAGAGGUUCAGUCUGUGCUCGGCUCUCUACAGACACUGCCGGGGACACUCUGGGGUGAAACCAUUUCAGUGCAAGGAGUGUGGGAAAGGGUUCACACGAAACUCUAGUCUAGCACAGCACCACCGACUUCACAAGCGGUAGAACUCAGUAUCAGAGGAUGCAGUUCUGGAAUGGGUGUCCUUCAAGGUUUUGUGUGUAUUCUAUGAUCUCGCUGUGCAAGCAUUGUCAAGUGCAGGUUCCAGCAACCCGAGGAUCAGGUUCAAUUUCAAUUUCAAAAAACAGGUUUUUAGCUCUAAAGUCUGUGAAAUUAUGCUUCAAGGUAUGCAGGAAGCCCUUAACAAAAAGUGACCUUCAUAGCUCUUUAUAUUAAAUGGAAGCAGAAAUUAAGCACAAUAAACAAA